Molecule: messenger RNA, 501 nt
Organism: Geosmithia morbida
Lineage: Eukaryota; Fungi; Ascomycota; Sordariomycetes; Hypocreales; Bionectriaceae
Product: Protein of unknown function (DUF3659)
Exons: 2
Coding region: 1-501 (166 amino acids)
Source: RefSeq, a predicted model, not a curated record
AUGUCGUCUCCACACACCGCGACGCCUGGGGAUGACGCCCCUCAUGACACCCACACCACGCACAUGAUUGAUAUUCCCUAUCGAGGCGCCUUUGGUGAGAUCUUGGAUGGAGACGGCGAGGUAGUCGGCCACGUCGUCGAGGAUCUCACUGCGCUUCCCGAGCUUCAAGAACUUGACGGAGCCCUCAGAGUCGACGCAAGUGGAAACAUCUACAAUGAGAAUGGCGAGGCUAUCGGCAGACUCAACGAGGCCCGCCCUGGCGGCCGUGCCCAGGAGCAGCAGCAGCCGCAACGACAACCUAGUUACGGUAGUAGUCCGGGUGGCCCAUCACCUGCAGCACCUGCACCUAGGCCUGCAUCUGCACCUAAUCCCUCGGAGAUUUAUCUCGAUGUCAAGUCCACAUACGACGGCAUCCAGCUCAUCAUCAAAAUCCCGAGUAUAUUCAACAGGGAUAAGGACAACAACAAUGUGCCGGAGGACAUGAAGGGCACCACCCGCUAG